This is a messenger RNA of Ostreococcus tauri, 1932 nucleotides long. RefSeq names its product Sodium/calcium exchanger membrane region. Gene Ontology annotation, cellular component: membrane. Gene Ontology annotation, molecular function: calcium, potassium:sodium antiporter activity; calcium channel activity. The transcript is spliced from 2 exons. NCBI's taxonomy places the organism in Eukaryota, Viridiplantae, Chlorophyta, Mamiellophyceae, Mamiellales, Bathycoccaceae. Gene Ontology annotation, biological process: intracellular calcium ion homeostasis; calcium ion transmembrane transport. The record is from RefSeq and is a predicted model, not a curated record. Bases 1 to 1932 code for a protein of 643 amino acids.
AUGGGUCAGGACGUGGACGAUCGCGAUCGCGGCGUCGACAUCGCGCGCGCGCGCGCGUCCACGGCGCGCACACGCGCGCGCGUCGCCCUCGGUGGCGUCGAUCGAAGACGUCGAUACGUGCGCCGUCGCCCGCGUCGACGGUGCGGUGCGGGCGACGGUGGAAUGCGGAUCGUCCAACGACGCACGACGAUGACGACGACGACGACGGGCGUCGACGUCGUGGACGCUCGCGGCGAUGGGGGACGAACGAUCGAGGGAUCGGUCGGGACGAUGACGCCGCGAGACGCGCGACGGAUGCGAGCGCGGCGACGACGGGAGGGGAGGGGCUUCGCGGUUUGUUUGGCGUGCGGCGCGCUCGCGGUGGUCGCGCUCGCGGCCACGGCGCGAGAUUUGGGACGAGCGGCCGGAGACCUCGCGGGUGGGGGCGGGAGGAAGCUUUUGUCGUCGUCGACGUGUAAAGCGACGGAGAGUUGGGAGAAGAAGGGCGGACUCGUCGCUUACUUUGUCGGGGUCGUCUACCUCUUCAUCGGCAUCGCAAUUGUGUGCGACGAUUUCUUCGUCGCGUCGCUGGAAAAGAUCUGCGAAAGGCUUGGUUUGAGCGAUGACGUCGCGGGGGCGACGUUCAUGGCGGCUGGUUCGUCCGCACCCGAGCUCGCAGCGAGCGCCAUGUCGCUCAUCAAUAGCGGCGCGGACAACGCGAUUGGCGUCGGCACAAUCGUCGGGAGCGCGGUUUUCAAUAUUCUCGUCAUCAUCGGCGCGACGGUCAUCUUCGCUGGGGAAACGCUCAAGUUAGACUGGAGGCCUCUCGCUCGAGACUGCACUUUUUAUUUCGCCGCCAUCAUCGGCAUCACGCUCACCUUCAACGGGGGCGUGGUCAACUGGUGGGAGGGUCUCAUCUACGUCUGCCUGUACAUGCUGUACAUCGCCUUCAUGUGGAAGAAUCAGUACUUCAUGGAACUCUUGGAUCGAAAAUUUGGCAAGUACAUGAAAUCAAUGACGGACUCCGCGUCCGACAUGGAGGAUGGACUCGGAGAUGGCGCGGUGGAGAUGAAGGACCAGGCAAGUCGCAGAAACGAACCUGGCGACAUCAAGCAACAGCUCUCUGUGACGGGUUCAAUUUACGUGGGCUUCGCCGCGCAGCGAUUUAAGGCUGCCUUGGACAAGAAUAAGAUUAAGAAAGCAUUGAGCGUGGGUGAACUCAGAGCGAUCCGGCAGCAGACGGAAAAGGUCACCUGGUUCCACCAUCACGUGAACCGCCCGCCGAGCCCUCGCUCGCCCGCGGAUGAGCAAGACGCCGACGAAGACGACGAUGACGAAGAAACGAACCCGUUCGCCAUGCCCGAGGACUGGAAGAAGCGACCGAUGUGGGUGCUUAGUCUCCCCUGGUACACCGUGCUCACGUUCACGGUGCCGCCGUGCCACCGGAAAGAGUGGGAAAAUUGGUACAUUGUUUCCUUCUGCGUCUCCGUCGCGUACAUUGGCGUAAUCUCACACUACAUGGUGGAGUGGUGCGCGAGGAUCGGGUGCAUUCUGAGCAUCCCGCCCGUGGUGAUGGGCACGACAGUUUUAGCCGCGGGUACUUCGAUACCGGACGCGUUGUCGUCCAUUUCCGUCGCGAGGGACGGAUUCGCGGACAUGGCGGUGGCCAACGCGGUCGGAUCCAACGUGUUCGACAUUUGGCUCGGUCUUGGCCUUCCGUGGACGUUAUAUCUUUCGUGGCAGAAUCCCAGCUACAUCGUGGUGUCCACAGCAGAGUUGUUACCGUCAUCGCUCAUCCUGCUCGGCGUGCUCUUCAUGUACGUCAGCUCCGUGGCGAUGAACGGGUUCCAAAUUACGCGAAAAAUGGGACAAACAUACGUCGGCACUUAUGCCGUGUACGCCCUCUACAAUAUUUUCGUCGUUUGGGUAGCGGACGUCUACAAUCAGUCAUGA